This is a messenger RNA of Vidua chalybeata, 2946 nucleotides long. RefSeq names its product zinc finger and BTB domain containing 40 (gene ZBTB40). Gene Ontology annotation, cellular component: nucleus. NCBI's taxonomy places the organism in Eukaryota, Metazoa, Chordata, Aves, Passeriformes, Viduidae. The record is from RefSeq and is a predicted model, not a curated record. Gene Ontology annotation, biological process: regulation of transcription by RNA polymerase II. Gene Ontology annotation, molecular function: DNA-binding transcription factor activity, RNA polymerase II-specific; RNA polymerase II cis-regulatory region sequence-specific DNA binding; protein binding.
AUGUCCAGUGUUUCCUUAAACAGCUCCAGAAACAGUGACUCCACCGCCUCCCUGGGCAGCCCCUUGCAGAGCUUGACGGCGGCGGAAUCUUAUGGCUGGCAACUGCUGCCCCAGUUGUACACUCUCUGCAAGGAGCAGCACUUCUGUGACUGCACUAUCUUCAUUGGGAAUGUGCAUUUUAGAGUGCACAAGGUGGUUUUAGUUCCUGCCAGCCUGCUGUGUAAAUCCAUGUUGGACAGCACAGACACCAUCUCCAUUGAUGCUUCUGUGGUAAAAUCUGAGAAGUUUCCAGUCUUACUUGAGAUUAUGUACAGUGGCAAACUCCCACUGGGGAAACACAAUUUCAUGAAAGAAAAUUUCACAGCGAUAACUGUGGCAGGUAGUCUGCAGAUGUUUGAUGUGGCUGUUCGUUGCAAAAACCUCCUCAGGGAUCUUAUAAGUUGUUCUGCUCAGGACCAGGUAGCGAAAGGAGUCUCCAGCCAGGAAGCAGAUUCAUCUGGAAACCAAGCUGCAGCUAAUUACCUGCCCCAGUCUGGAAGACCUGAUGAAGAAAAAACAUUUAUCAUCCUCACUCAGAGAGUUUCUCCUUUCCCUAUAGAAGCAGAAAUGGAAGAAAGUGUUUCUCCUCCUGGCCAGGAACUUACCGUGAGUCAUACCUGGGUUCAUCAGGACACAAUGUCGAGUGACUCCAGGUCCCUCCAGGAGGAUUCAGGCUCUGGCCCUGACCAGCCUGCCCAUGCUGAGUAGAGUGGCUGUAUGGAUGAGGAGCUUGCUGAGCUGCCAGAGGGGAAAGGGCAAUCAAGGGACUUAGCAGCAGAGAGCAAAAGCUAUAAAAUGGAUUUCUUUGCUUAAUCUGAAAAUGUUUUCUCUGAGGCUCUUUCUGAUGCCCAGGUUGUGCUGAAAAGACUUGAAGAGUGCAGAGAAAUCUUCAAAAGGAGGUAGGGUAUGGCUGCCUGUCUGGCCAAGGCAGAGGAACAUUCAGUGUUCAAGAAGCUUCUGGGCAAAGUUAAGGAUGCUCACACCCAGGAUAGUGACACUCAGGAUGCUUGGCCCCUGGACACUCAGACCCUCGUGUCUUUUCUGAAGCUGUUUCAAGACACGAAUCCUGAGCUGAGAGCGGCUUUGCCAGAGAGGGAGCAGGGCAGUGGAGGAGCCUGACAGCAAGCAGAUAGGAAAUUGGGUGCCACUCUGCGCUCGCUGUGCUGCAGGGAGGAGCUGAUCCAGAGUGUGACACAGCUGAGCCCCGUCACAGAGUUGGAGGCAGCAGAAGAGGGAUUCCUUACUGCCUCAGAAAAGCGGGUGGCUUUGGAUUGCUGUGGAGGCAGCUCUCAGAGGGAGGCCAUGGACAAUCUGCUCAGGAAGGUAGAUGAAGAGAAAACCCUGAAAGUGCAAGCUUCUGGGGGCUGUGAAAGCAUCCUUCCUGGACUCCAGCUUAUGCUGGACAACUUGGUGGCAAGAACAAACAUCUCUGAUGGUAAAGGCAAACGGAGCCCAGAGGAUUUUAGGGCCAAACUAUUGUGACAAUACUGAGACAACUUUAUGGAGCUCCUGACAGACACUCAGGUGCUGCUGCUGGGCAUCUCUGCUGCAUGGAGCCUGGCUCCUGUGGAGAGAGAGAUGAACAGGCUCCUGGACUUGUUGUGGGCAGGAGGUGGUGGUUUCGCCUUCCUUGUGUUGGCAGUGCAGGAGCAGCAGUCCUUGUCUGUCUCUGCUGUUUGGCAGCUGCUAAUGGCUGUGCAGGAAUCUGCAUCCCUGAAACUGUUAAUGAAGGAUAUCUCGAAACAACCCAGCUCAGAAUUUUUCUUCCUCACAAUGGCCAUCAGUGAGAGCACAGCCAUUGAAAUCAUCCUGUGCAUGGCAAGCUGAUCUUCAGCCAUCCAGCAAAGAGAGGACCUGAAGGGCUUGGAUUUGGGGGAGGCAGGGCUCAGAGAAGCAGUGAAAGAGAUUGAGAUCCUGGGUCUCUUGAUUGAGGGAAGAGGGCAGAAACCUGGGAUCAGGAGAUGGAAGGUGAACAAUGAAUCCCUUGAAGUUCUGGACAAAGAUAAGGACAAGGAAGGAGGUGCCAGUGCCAAAGAAGCAAAGGAAUCCCAAGACAAAGCUUCUUCCAAGCAGAGUUUUGUCUGCAAAGCCUGUGAUAAGGUCUUUCACUUCUACUGCCACCCAAAGGUGCACAUGAAAUGCCAUCAGGUCGCCAGAGGAAAGCAGAUCCAGCUUAAAGAGUGUGGCGAGGUCAAAUUGACAAAGAAUGAGCUGGAGAAGCAUCAGCUGGAGGUCCACAGGAUGGUGGGGAUGGCCAAGAAGAAAAAGAAGAGACUCCCCAUGGCAUGUGACAUUGGAAGAGAGUUUGCUCAUGCCUCAGAUAGGGAUCAGUUGUCAGGGCUAUGUUAUCACAACAGGACUCACCACCCUGAUGUCUUUGCAGCUCAGAAUCACUACUUCUCCAAGUUCUCCUCCCUGCGGUACAGCUGCUGUGACAAAACCUUCACCAGCACUGCUGCUCACCAAAAACACGUCAAGGCAGAGCACACAGAUGUGAAGUUCCGUGAGUGUGAGUCAUGCAUGGAGCUGUUCCCCACACUGGCUCUCCUGCAGGUUCACAUGAAGUGCAGGCACUCUGGGGCCCUGCAGGGCCACGUCACCAGCCAGCACUUCACACAGAUAGACAGCACUUUCAUUGAUGAGCUCUUUCCCUCCCAGAGCAAGCUGGAGGGGUACCUCAGCACUGAGCAUCCCAAGGUGGCCUUCUCCCAAGCCACCACUGCCUACAUUGUGCAGAUAAGGACUACAUCGGAGCAAGGAGCAGCAGAACACAUAAUCUCUUUUGAUGAUGCCAAACUUGUGACGUUGCCCAAAUUCCAAGUGAGCCAAACUGGCUCUGAGGUGGUGGCAGUAACUAAGGAGAAGUUGUUUGAUGAAAUCACUCUGAUGUGUGAAGAAAUCAAGUGA